AUGACUUCUACACUUGAAACAUUCAGGGAUUUCCAGUCCGAGAUCGACAGACUCUCUAAAGAACUUAACGAAACGACCAAAGAAAAACUGCAGGCGGCCGAGUACGGUCUGGUGGUUCUGGAGGAGAAGCAACAGUUGCAGCAACAGUUCGAGGAGCUGGAGGCUCAGCUUGAAGCCACACGGACAGAACUUGACUGUGCCAAAGAGGCACUCAACAGACAUCAGAGCACACUAAAGAAGCAUCAUGAAAGUGGAGUUGAUCAGGAGGAGAAACUUCUGGAGGAGACGGCCCAGAGAGAAGAGAACUACCAGUCAUCAAUCAGUGAUCUUGGGCAGGAUUUGAAGGCAGCACGCGCCAACUAUCUCAGAGUUGCGAGUGAGAAUGAACGUUUGACGUCGGAACUUUUAGAGCUCAACCAUCAGAUUGAGACUCUGGAAGCCCAGCGACAACAAUUCCGCCAUGAACUUCGAGAGUACAAGGUUAGAGAAAACAGGAAUCUCACAGACUAUGCCGAGCUUGAGGAAGAAAACAUCUCACUUCAGAAACAGGUCUCACAACUGAAACAGAACCAGGUUGAGUUUGAGUCCAGCAAACAUGAAACUCUAAGGCUACAGGGGGAGCUGGAAGACCUCCACAUGCAACUGGAUGAGCUUGCUGGUCUCAAGGCCAUCGUGGAGAGGAAGUUGGAGGAAGCCCUGAGCUCACUGGCACAGGAAAGGGAGCAGAAACACAACCUGAAGAAAGAGCUGGAUCAGAGAAUCACCCAGGAAUCCAUGUUUAACCUCAGUAAUCUAGCCCACUUUAGUGGUCUCAGCGAGGGCCUGACCUUUAGUAAUCAUCUUGACCAUGAUGAGGACAUGGACAGCUCUGUCCAUCCAGCCCUGAAGAGAAUAGAAGCCGAUUUCUUUCCUGGGCAGAAGAAUUCCAAUCAUGGGGUGCCAAGUCCACGGCCGGGUACAGUUGGGGACAUUCUCAGUGAGAUUCAGGUGACAGAAGUCGGCAAAUUGGAAUCACUCUUGGAUCAGUCUGAGUCUGAGAAACUGGAGCUACAGAAAGCAUUAGACGAAGCCAGGAAACUUAUCGAGGACACACAGAAGGAUCUCAUUGAGCAGAAGGAAAGGGCAGACAACCUGAAAGCCACCAUAUCUCAUGUAGCAUCUCUACACGACAGAGCAUCCCUGCUGCCUAAUGACCUGCAGGUGUCCUAUGAUGAAGGGCUGCUGGCAGAGAUUGCUCUAGAAACUGACCCAGACAAGAAGGUGCUGUUGGAGCUGAAACAGAACCUGCAGCACCACGAGAAGAAGUACAGCACGGCCAUGAGAGAGAUCAACAACCUGCGCACUGAGAUCAGCCGGCUACAGAACAGGAACUCUGUAACUGGGGCAGACCCUCGCAUAGAUAAGGCUCUAGCAGAGUUGACUGACAAAUGUGACCAGUACGAGCGGACAAUCAAAGAGCAGGAGAAUGAUCUCAAGUCUGCCACACAAUCAGCCAGCAGGUCCCAGGCCAGCCUGGACAGUCUGCAGGCAGAGUUGAGCCGGAUUACUGAAGAUCUGGCUCAGUUGUACCACUUGGUUUGCCAGGUAACUGGUGACACCCCGUCCCGUGUUAUGCUGGAUCAUGCCAAGAAUGGCAUGGUGAGUGAACUAGAAGAUCCUUCUCCUACAGCUGCUUCACCCGAAGAGAAUUCAAACAGAUCUGUGAUAGAGAAUGGCAAGGAAGGAGAGCCUGACAUAUCAGUGAGCUGUGACCCAGCCUUCACCUCUACUCCAAAAUCUGAGGGGAAACAAGCCCACAGUAGAUCCAGAUCAAAAUCCUCUCCUGGCAACAACAGCAAGUCAGAUCCAACAUCCUGCGGCACCUUGUCUGAGACUAUUGUUGACCAGGUGAAGUUUCUCCGUCGAGCCAUUGAACAUCUCAUGGAGAUGUCCAAGCAGUGGCAGCAGCAAGGCAGUCAUGGCUCUGAGGAGGCUGGUGAUGAUGAUGAUCGCCAGGAGCUGCAAGAACAGGUGGUGAAGCUCAAAGCCAUGUUGUCUACCAAACGGGAACAGAUAGCCACACUUCGCUCAGUUCUAAAGGCCAACAAGUCAACAGCUGAGGUGGCUCUGGCAAACCUCAAACAGAAAUAUGAAAACGAGAAGGUUAUUGUUACCGAAACCAUGAUGAAACUGAGAAAUGAGCUGAAAUCUUUGAAAGAAGAUGCUGCCACGUUUGCCUCCCUGCGGGCCAUGUUUGCACAGCGCUGUGAUGAGUACGUGACACAACUGGACGAGAUGCAGAGACAGCUGUCUGCAGCUGAAGAAGAGAAGAAAACCCUGAAUUCCUUGCUGCGUAUGGCCAUUCAGCAGAAGCUAGCGUUGACUCAGAGAUUGGAGGACUUGGAGUUUGAUCGGGAGAGACGGAGCAUCACAACCAGAAGACAGGGGCCCUCCAGAAAUCCAAAGAUUGCCAACUCUAAGGGACUGAACAGUAAGAGUAAACUGUGUCUACCAACAGAGCUGAUGUCCUGUAGUCCCAGCAGUUGCAGCAGCCAGCCAAUGACAACCAGCAUUACUGAAGAUCGCAUGUAA
Candidula unifasciata is the source of this 2571-nucleotide messenger RNA. Lineage: Eukaryota; Metazoa; Mollusca; Gastropoda; Stylommatophora; Geomitridae. The record is from the annotation of a GenBank genome assembly.